This is a messenger RNA of Cotesia congregata, 1070 nucleotides long. The record is from the annotation of a GenBank genome assembly. NCBI's taxonomy places the organism in Eukaryota, Metazoa, Arthropoda, Insecta, Hymenoptera, Braconidae.
AUGUUGUCUACCAAAGCAACCACCUUACUGCUGGUCGCCAUCAUUGGUGUCUCAUGUAAGUUUAUCUAUUAUUUAUUCUCCUAUAACAUUAAUAAUUGAUAUUGUCGCUUUUUGUGCUCUCAAUAGUACUAUUCACCAUAACUUAGUUUGCAUUUGAAGUAUGUACUGAGUUUUUACAAGACAUUCCGUAGGACAAAAUAUUGUAACUUGUUUCACUUUACUCUACCUCCUUGAUCGUGUCGUGAAAUUAUAUUUAUGAUGUUAUAUUUUUUAUUUCUAGUUGCCGAUCCGUUGCAAGAUAGAAGAAGUAAUCCAAAUAGUGAAUCAUGGUAUGGUAAUAAUCCUGAUUAUCAACAUUUGAUUAAUACUGCAUCACAGUAUGGACAAAACCCUGGUCAUCAGAAUUCAGUGGCUGAUACACGGUGGGAUGAUAGACAAAGUUAUCCUCAAAAACCGAUUCCUAACGGAUCACUGAACAAUCAAAGUCCUGGUAAUCAGAAGCCAGGGUUUCUCAAACCAUCUCGUAAGAUAAAACCGUUUGAGCUAACACCAGAUUUAAAAAUGGCGUAUGAGAGCAUUGAUAGUCAACGCCCAGCGGGUUCUGGAUCAAAGACCUACUUAGGAUCUAUAACUGUCCUGAAGGGCAAUACUUACAACGUGGAUCCAAAUUCCACGAACAUUUAUGGAUCAGUCACUCAAAUUUCCGGUUCGUAUCUAUAUCCUGUGGAACAAGAACGACUCGAUCGCAUAAACCAAAAAUUUUUUAAAAGAUCUUAGGCGAUUCAGACCCUAAGUCAUAUCAGACAAGUGAUAGAAGAACUGUCAACGUGCAUGGAGCGGUAACCUAUCAAGCAAACACAACAUAUCCAUCUCAGCCACAACACUCGAUCCAGCAAUCAAUUAGAAGUCGUCAAACUGCCAGCACUCAGCGUCCUGCUCAAGAAUCUCCCGAAACGCAACAAUUGAGAUAUCUGCAAACGAGAGUUGGCGAUCUUACAAGCGAAGUCUGGAACCAAAUCGCUGAACUAAGGUGCAUACAAAGCUCUAUAGACACAAUUUUAGAAUUGUAG